Molecule: messenger RNA, 453 nt
Organism: Malaclemys terrapin pileata
Lineage: Eukaryota; Metazoa; Chordata; Testudines; Emydidae
Gene: BCAS4
Product: breast carcinoma amplified sequence 4
Exons: 4
Coding region: 1-453 (150 amino acids)
Cellular component (GO): BLOC-1 complex
Source: RefSeq, a predicted model, not a curated record
AUGAGCGCAGGCGGGGGCCGGGAGGAGGGAGCCGCCGCCGCGGUGCUGCAGCUGCUCCGGGAGCAACCGGAGCCCCAGGCGGAGGAGAGCGGGGCUCAGCGCUUCGCCCUCUGCCUGCCCCCUGGGGAGGAGGUAAAAGAAGUAGAAGAAACCAUAGAAGAGAUGUUAAUAAGGCUGGAUGAGUUCUGUGGCAUGACUGAUGUGAUUAGAAGCGAUACAUCCCAGAUCCUGGAUGAGACCAUUCCGCUCAUUAAAGCCAAGGUGGUAGAAAUGAACAACAUCUAUGCCAAAGUUGAUAAAUUAGAGGCAUUUGUUAAAAUGGUUGGACGCCAUGUCUCGUUUCUAGAAGAACAAGUGCUUCAAGCGGAGGGGAACCACAGCACUGUGUUUCAUGCUGUUCGCAAACUACUUCAGUCUGCAGCUAUACCUUCUUUUAAAAAUGUGAGUGUUUGA